Saitoella complicata NRRL Y-17804 is the source of this 1674-nucleotide messenger RNA. Its product is annotated as acetyl-CoA synthetase-like protein. The transcript is spliced from 2 exons. The record is from RefSeq and is a predicted model, not a curated record. The coding region runs from base 1 to 1674 and encodes 557 amino acids. NCBI's taxonomy places the organism in Eukaryota, Fungi, Ascomycota, Saitoellomycetes, Saitoellales, Saitoellaceae.
AUGCCCUCGAUACCAUCUGCCGCAGAUCGCAUCAACGUCGCGAAUCACCAUCACCUGAAUCCGACCGUCUGGCUCCCGAGAGCGGCCAGAGUUAGUCCGAAUGCUCCCGCGGUGCUUCAUCAACACGCCGAUGGAAAGACUGUGAGAAGAAACUACAAGCAGUUGAGUGAGCGCGCUGUCGCGCUUGCGCACUGGCUGUUGCAGACAGAGGAGUGGAAGAGAGGAGAGCGUAUGGUUGGGAUUAUCUCGCCGAAUACGCCGAUGGUUUUGGAGCUUUACUAUGCUAUUCCUGCUGCAGGUGGGAAGAUGGCUGGGAUUAAUUAUCGGUUGACGAGGGAGGAGGUGCAAUAUAUCAUCGAGCACAGUGGAUCGUCCCUCAUCUUCAUUGAUAAGGAAUAUGCACACCUUGUGGAGGGAUACUCUGGUCCGAAGAAGCUUCGCGUCAUUGAGGACAGUGACGUCUCGGCUCUCACGGGUGCUUACGAGGACUGUGUCAAGCAAGGCGAGAAGUAUCACCAAGAACUCGGCGCUACAGGCUGGACCGGCCUCUGCGUUGACAAAGUCGACGAAAACGAGACGUUCGGUUUGUUCUACACUUCGGGAACUACCUCGAAGCCCAAGGGUGUUGAAUUCACUUACCGUGGUCUCUACUUGACCGCCCUCUCCAACAUUAUUGAGGGAUCGCUGAAUAUUGCCGAUCCGGAUGGUGUACCGACGUGUCGGUACCUCUGGAUCUUGCCGUUUUUCCAUGCUGGUGGAUGGACGUAUCCUUGGGCUGUGACCGGUGCUCGCGGUGUACAUAUCUGCCUUCGUAAGGUCGAUUACCCAUUGAUCUGGAGAUACCUACUCGAGGAGGGCGUGACGCAUUACUGUGCUGCACCGGUUGUGAAUCAGCAUAUCGUGGCUUCCCCAUUGGCCAAGAAGCUCGACAGAAAUGUGAACGUUAUCGUUGCCGCUUCGGCCCCGUCUGCGCAGCUCUUCAAGGAUAUGGCGAAGAUCGGACUCAAGGCGAACCAUGUCUACGGAUUAACCGAGACAUAUGGUCCCGUCACGAGGAAUUUCUUCCAACCUGAGUGGAGGGAUCUUCCGGGGGAUGAGAUGUACGCCAACAUGGCCAGACAAGGAAGUUCCUACCUCACUGGCAUGGACUGUCGCGUCGUGGAGACCGGCAAAGUCCCCUUAACUGACGUUCCAAAAGACGGAAAGACAAUCGGUGAGAUCGUCUUGCAGGGUAACCUCAACGCAAAGGGCUACUACAACAACUCCAAGGCAACCGAAGAAGCCUUCGCCGGCGGCGCAUACCACACCGGGGACCUCGCCGUAUGGUGGGAGGACGGGUCAGUCCUUAUCAUGGACCGCGCAAAAGACAUCAUCAUUACCGGUGGUGAGAACGUCUCUUCUAUCGAUGUGGAGGGCGCGAUCCUAACUCACCCCUCCGUCCUCGAAGUCGCCGUGAUCGCUAUCCCUGACCCACAGUGGGGUGAGGUUCCGAUGGCGUUCGUUGUGCCCAAGGAGGGAAAGACAAUUGACGAGGCGGAGGUGUUAAAGUAUGCGAAGGGUCGGAUGGCGGGUUACAAGGUUCCGAAGAAGGCGAACGUUGUGAAGGAGUUGCCGAAGACGAGUACAGGGAAGGUGCAGAAGCAUGUGUUGAGGAAGCAGGUUGUUGGGAAGUGA